Ciona intestinalis (vase tunicate) is the source of this 6297-nucleotide messenger RNA. Lineage: Eukaryota; Metazoa; Chordata; Ascidiacea; Phlebobranchia; Cionidae. The record is from RefSeq and is a predicted model, not a curated record.
UUUGCAGAAAUAUCUAUAAGCGUUGUUUUAACAGAUAGUGCGGCUAUGUUGACUUUCUCUGUUUUUUACUGACGCGAAAUGCCAGAAGGCGAAGAAUUUUGGAAUAUCAAAACCCAUUGUGUUUCACAAGCCAUUAGAAAAUAGGAGUUUUACGAAGAAAUGGCAAUGAUUAGGGGACGGAAAAUUCGGGUUGAAAAGAAAGAAAGAGACUUUGAAAUCGAUAGGAGCAGUCCAAACGGAAAGAAUUGUUCCGCUCCCUUGGCUCGUUUAAAGCAGCAACGGCGUCUUACUAUUGGUUACUCAAAAACUCCCGAAAAAUUAUUGGAGCCCAUCGAAGACCCUGACCCAUUUUACAAAGACAAAAAGACUUUUCUUGUCUUGAAUGAAAACCGUCUCAUCUUUCGGUUCAGCGAGGAAAAAUCUCUGUACUUGUUUGGACGUGAAAGCAGAUUCAGACGACAUUUUAUCAACAUAUUGGUCAACAAGUGGUUCAAUGGCAUCGUCAUCGUCACAAUUCUGAUAAACUGCUUAGUCAUGAUGAUUACGGGAAACGAUAAACCACAAUGGUCCGAAAAAUAUGUCGAGCAUAUAUUCACUGCUAUUUACACUAUCGAAGCGGCUGUUAAAAUCGUGGGACGUGGGUUCGUUUUGCAUCGAUUCAGUUACCUUAGAGACCCUUGGAACUGGCUGGAUUUUAUCGUUAUCAUUGCCGCGUAUGUUUUGGUCAUUAUAUCUCAAACUUCAGCUGGCGAUGCCUCCAAGAUCAGUAGUCUUACAUUCCUGAGGGCGAUUCGGGUUCUCAGGGUUUUUAAAACGGUCUCGGUAAUACCAGGUCUCCGUAUGAUCGUAUCGGCUUUAGUUGCUUCCACAAAGGCACUCAAAGAUGCGAUGUUGUUAAGUCUGCUCGGUUUCUCAAUGUUUUCCUUGGUCGGAUUUCAGUUUUUCCGCGGUACAUUACACCACAAAUGUGUUCUCCGUCCACCUGCCUUACUCCCAUAUCCACCUAUGUGUUACGAAACGUAUGGAAUGAACCAAAACAAUUCUACCACGUCUUUAUGCAAAAUGAAUGAAGUUUACGGGAAAGUAAUAUUGUCUAAUUUUGGGUCACAAGUGAUGGAGGAAAUGACGUACUUGGAUGACGUGUUUCGGGCUUCGCAAAACCAAACCACCUACAUGUUUUCAUCCGGUACAUUUGAACAGCUGACCAAUUCUUCGAUAGCUACUGCAGUGCUGCCGACAGAAUCGAGCUUAAGUUUCACAACGGUCAACACUGAAAUAUGGGACAGUUCGAAUUCUACCAUAGAAAAAGGCCAGUGUCCAGUUGUACAAGGACUUCUGCCUUGGAAGUUUCAAAAAUCUAAAAUUCCAAAGUUCAACUCAACAAAUUACAAAUUCGAUUGGAAAACAUGGACAACAAAUCCUCAGAAAUAUUUAAAAAACGGAGUGGCGUACCAAUUAUGCGGCAACCUUACUGGAACACUUCAAUGUCCAGCUUACACAAUGUGUUUAAAAGUUGGAUCAAAUCCGAACUUUGGUUUCACAAGUUUCGACAAUUUUCCGUUCGCUUUCCUUUCUGUAUUCCGACUUUCUUUGCAAGACAAUUGGGAGGAAUUAUAUCUACAAGUACUAGAAACAAGCGGUCCGGUGUCCGUCCUCUUUUUCCUCACAAUGAUCUUCCUUGGAAGUUAUUAUCUUGUUAAUCUGAUCCUCGCUGUGGUCGCAUCAUCAUACGAAGGGCAGAGGAAGAGUGUUGAAAAUGCUCUCGAGGUAGAAAAAGUGGAACUACUCAAUGAAAAAGAAAUUUUAACAAAGCGACGAAACGCAGCCCGUACAGUGGUCGCGUUCAAAGCAGACGAUUUGCAGAUUCAGAAAAAGCGAUUUUACCAUUUGCGAUCGUGGUAUAAAUGCGGAGAUAUUAUGAUAAAGUGGUCAUGCUGCGAAGGUAGUAGCAUCAUCUGCCGCAUACGCAGCAAACUGCACAAGUUCUUCACGGCCUCAGCGGCCGAAAUGAUCACUGUUACACUUGUGGUUCUUAACACGCUUUUUAUGGCGAUGGAAAAAGAACCGAAAGACGAUAUAUUUAAAAACUUGCUCUACUAUUCAAACGUGGUGUUCACGGCUUUAUUCGCCAUCGAAAUGGCUCUCAAAAUCUUCGCCCUUUCGCCUUACAAUUACUUUAAAGCAGCGUGGAACAUAUUUGACUUCGUAGUUGUUACACUGAGUGUGUUUGAAUUAAUUGUGUCGGACAAAUUACCGGAUGGUUUAUCUGUACUAAGAACAUUUCGACUCAUACGUCUGGUUCGAAUACUCAAGCUGGCAAAGUCGUGGCCAACUCUCAGCAAACUGAUGCAGAUGAUUGCCGACUCGCUCAGUAAAGUCGGAUAUCUCACUCUUGUCUUACUAAUAGUGUUGGUUAUCUUUGCUUUGGCAGGAAUGCAAACUAUUGGCACCCAGUUCUUUAUGGACAGAACCACGGGCCUGCCGUUGCGAUGGCAUAUGAACAGUUUUCCACACGCGUUCUUGGUCGUGUUUCGAAUCCAGUGUGGAGAAUGGAUACAGAGCAUGUGGAGUUGCAUGAACUCUGUUCGUACAGAAGGUUCAGAUGGUCUUAUUCCCGUGUGUUUGUUUAUAUUUAUCGGCGUCGUAUUCGUUGGGAACUUGGUGGUGCUGAAUCUGUUUCUUGCGUUGCUUCUCAAUUCGUUCAACAGCGACGCUUUAAAUGCCGGAGGUACCAAUCGUAGCGGGGCUCGAAAAUUUCUCAAAUCGUUGCGAAAUGCUGGAAUGAAGGCAUUACCCAAACUACCUGCACCAAUCAAAAGAAAACGAAAAGUUUGCCCGAGUUCCAGCAGAAGUACUACAGACUCGGAAAACUCUUUGGAAAAAACUACUCCACCAGCUAUACAUGUCAGAGAUGCUCAGAAUGAAAAUGGGCAUAACAGCAACAAUAUAUCGAACUAUAGUCGUGAACUGACCAAUGGCAUCCGAAUGAAUGGCAAGACAUUAGCAAACGCAACCCCAGACACUCCAUCAAAACGAACUGAAUCCAUGGACACAGUUGAACACAAUUCUGACGACUGGAAACCCGAUAUAGCAUUACCGAUGACGUUCUUACGCAACAAUAAUGAAUAUCACCAUGAAGUAGCCGCAAAUGAGCAGCAUUCAAACGGACAUAAACACACUCCCCCAAUGCCCACCAAGUCAUGCAACGGAGAUCUACCUGCAAAGGAGCAUUGGACUAUUACAGUAUCUCGCAAGUGUGGGCUCUCAUGGGUGAAACUGAAGGAAAAAUGGUGCAAAUUUCGCAUGACAAUGAACAUGGUGGUGCAACACAAUAUCUUCGAAAGUUUCAUUAUCUUUGUCAUUCUUCUCAGCAGUGUAGCGCUGGUAUUCGAUGAUGUCACGUUACCAUCGAAGCCCAAAUUUAAGUUUAUUCUUGGCGUAUUCGAUCGGAUAUUUACAGCAAUAUUUGUGGUUGAGAUGCUUAUGAAGUGGGUUGGCUUCGGAUUGAAAAAAUAUUUCACUAAUGGAUGGUGUCUGCUUGACUUCUUUAUCGUAGUGGUAUCAUUGGUUUCUCUGUCCUUGGAGAUUAUUGCAAUGCAACAACAAGGAAAGAGCAACACAGACCUUUCAUCAUUAAGGGUGCUGAGAAGUCUUCGGGCAUUUCGACCUCUUAGAGCAAUGUCUAGAUUUGAAGGGAUCAAGGUUGUAACUGAUGCUCUGUUUCGUUCAAUUCCAUCAAUUCUCAAUGUAUUUGUUAUCUGCUUAAUUUUCUGGCUUAUCUUUGCUAUUAUGGGGGUGAAUCUAUUUGCCGGAAAAAUGGCCUCUUGCAAAUGGAAAGCCACUGGAGAAAAAGUCUGGCAUAAAACAGAUUACAAAAAUUACCCAGAGCUGGCAGAGCGAUACCCUCCCCCUCCAAUAGAUGUUGUUGAUAUAGAUAGUUGUUUAUGUUUGGCCAACAUUACUGGGGGAAAAGUUCAUUGGACAAAUCUGCCCAUCAACUUUGACAAUGUUUUUAUUGCCUACAUUGCACUGCUGCAGGUUGCCACAUUUAAGGGUUGGAUGCCGAUCAUGUACGCUGCAGUAGAUGCUCCAACUAAGGUUGGAUUGCAACCCGUUAGAGAUGCAAACAUCUACAACUAUUUCUUCUUUGUUGCUUUCAUCAUAUUUGGAGCUUUCUUUACUCUCAAUCUUUUUAUAUCAGUCGUGAUUGACAAUUUUAAUCAACAGAAGAAGAAGUUUGAGUUUGCUGGCACAGAACUCUUUCUUACUGAUACUCAAAAAAGGGUUUACAAUGCCAUGAAGAAACUGAAAGCCAAACUUCCCAAAACUUUGUUCCCUGUCCCCAAAGCUCCAUGGAGGGAACGUCUAUACUUGUUCACUACUGGGGAUAAGUUUGAACUUGGAGUGAUGGUUAUUACCAUUCUUAACUUACUAGCUAUGGCUCUGGAAUAUGAAGGGAUGAGUCCAGAUUACCAGAGCGUGAUUAAAAACAUCAACUAUGGAUUUGUUGUUGUGUUUACCCUAGAGAUCGUGAUACGAAUAAUCGCGAUGGGAAAAUCAUAUUUCUAUGUUCCAUGGAAUGUGUUUGACUUUCUCCUCAUUCUUGCUUCUGUACUUGCAAAUGCCAUUCCCAUAAUUAUCACCCAUACGAACCCUAACACUGUGAGUACGGUGACCUCCACACCGUGGCUCCCUAUGUUCCGGAUGGUGCGUGUGGCCCGCAUCCUCCGGGUAGCUCGCGUUGCUAGUGGCAUCCGGACUUUGCUCUUCGCUCUGAUGCUCUCUGCUCCUGCUCUUUUUAACGUUGGAAGUCUUCUUUUCCUCUUCGUUUUUAUCUACGCCAUCUUCGGGAUGAACCAGUUUGCUCUUGUGGAGAAAAAGGGAGCAAUUAACGAUAUUUUAAACUUUGAAACAUUCCCAAAUACUUUUUUACUUCUAUUCCAGAUGUCAACUUCUGCUGGUUGGGAUGGUUUUAUGGAACCAACAUUGUAUGUGGAAGGCAAUCCAGCUUGUGUGGAUAGUAAAAAUGGAGAGAAAGGAACCUGCAUGUCAACUUCAUUUGUUGGAUACUUUUACUUUGUCAGCUACCUUCUUGUGACUUUUGUGAUCAUAACGAACAUGUAUAUCGCGAUUAUCCUUGAAAACUUUGAUCUUGCUACUAAAGACAAUGAAGAAGCUGUAACAGCUGAUGACUUUGAGCAUUUCUUUGAUAUGUGGCAACGUUAUGAUAAAAAUGGAAAUGGAAAACUCACUGUGACGGAGUUAAGUGAAUUACUUCAUAAUAUUGAUCGACCGUUGAGGAUACGGAAGCCAAAUAAGCACCAUAUCGCAAACAUGAGAAUACCCAUGGAUUCAGAAGGCGAGAUAUACCUGUUAGAUGUAGCUUCUGCUUUAACAAAGAAGAUUAUAGGUACCGACGGUUUCACCGACGAGACAGAGUCUGAACUCCGAUCUUACUACAAGCGUAAGUGUCGAGGUUCACUUCGUUCAGAAAGCCGCACGAAAGUAACCAACACAUACGAUUACGUAAUGAACAUCGACGACUCCCCUAACAACGUCAUUGAUCGCGUCAUUGCUUCUCCGCUGACGAUUGAGGUCAGUCGGAAUGAUGGUUACGUCACAAACGACAUUGUGACAAAAGCAGACAUUCACCCGACCCGAGAAAUGCAGGUCGUACUCCCCGCUUUCCAUGAGCAGGCUAAAUCUGCUCAAAUUGUGACGUCACCCACCUCUGACGUCACGUCAUACACCCUUGCCGCCACCGAGCGGCCGGUGAAUGGGUUGAAAAUUGAAGACGAAUUGAAAGCAAGCCGAAACAGAAAUAGCAACUGCAGCCGAAACCCGAGGACACUUAACGGGGAAGUAGGUAACGCUACUGUCAAUACACUGAAGACUUUAUGCGCAAUUUCGCUACGUAUUCAACUCACGGAAAAUAAUGCAAGCCACCACACUGUACACGACAAUUCCAGACACAACAGUCGUUUUGACCGCCACGAGAUUUUUUCACCGUGGCUGUCAAUGUCACGGCGCGUUCGGUCACGUGAGGGAAACAGUCACGGCUGGUUGAACUCAAGCCCCCGCUCGAAUAAACUGCCCGUGCCGCAUCGUGACGAUCCCGAAUCAAAUCAUUGUUAAUCUAUAUACUUUACAACUAAUAUACUUUGCCUUAUACUGUCUCGUGGCCCACGCAGCGUUCUGCGAAGACACAUCCUCACGCAGAAGUACUCGUUUUACUAUUUUAUUGUCAGAAGUCAAAGAAGUGGACGAAACUGAACAAUAUACCACAUACAUACCGCC